AUGGAGUCAAAGUCACAAACUAAUAUGAAUAAGAAAAAUUUCAGAUCUCAAUCUAAACCUAAUCAUAUUAGAAGACUUAAUUAUUCCAAUGAUAGCUCUGAAUUAGAAGAUGUUACAUCAGGCUCAGAGUAUCAACCUGAAAAUGAAUCUAGUUCUAGCGAUGAGAACUCUGAUUCUGACUUUGAAGAGUACAUUGAUCAAUCUGGCAAUGAAUCUAGUUCUAAUGAUUCUAUAUCAACAAAAUCAUACCAAAAUAUUAAUAUCAAAAAGAGAAAGAGAAAUGAAAAAGUUUAUUAUCCAGAAAGUGAAUCAGUUACUGAAGACUUAUACGUGGAAGUCAAUGAUAUAGAACAGCAGAAGAAUCUAAUGAGAAAAAAGUUAUCAGAAGAUUUUAACAAUAAUAAUGUUGAAUAUAAUUCUACAUCUGUUAUAUUAAAAGAUAAAUCAAAUCUAGAUCUUGAUACUAGUCAUGCAAAUAGCAGCUUAGAGCUGACAAUAAAUUUAAACUCUGUUGGUAAAGUUAUGAAGGAUUCAAAUAAAUUGUUAUUCGAUAGCAAAAGUGGAAUAAAAAAGAACUCAUGUUACUAUUGUACAAAAAAGAAACUUAAAACAAAAAAUAACAAAAUUAAAUCUCAGUUUGCAAAUUUAAACGAUCACUAUGAAAAAGCACACAAAAAUGAAGAUUUGAUCAUAAAACUAAAAAAGUAUGCCAGAACUGCACGUGUCAAAGGACAACCAUUGAAUGAUGAUCAAAAAAAAAGAAAACAAAUUCUUGAAUUACUCACAAGUAAAGCUAAUCACCUCAAUAACAUAAAUGCACAAGAAGUAUCUGAAAUAGUAGUUGUACGAAGACCCCGUGAAAAUUCUGGAUAUACAAUUAAAAACUAUGGAACAUGCUACAAAUGUUUCAAGAUGCUAUCCUUAACUUCAAUUCAUAAACAUGUUCAUACAUGUACUGGCCAAAGUUUUAUAAAAAAGCAUGUUAUAAAAUCCAGUUCUAGAGCUACACAAGGCAAUUAUCAUGCAAUUGCUAAAGCAGAUUCUAUUGAAAUAAUAUCAAAAAUGCGCAAUAUUAAUAUAGUUGAUGUAAUCAGGUAUGAUGAUGCAGUCUUUUUUUGGCUAAAUGCUGAGGCUCAAAAAUUUGAAACAGCAAGACAGCACCACAAGCAAAUUCGAGCCAAUCUAAGUAAACUAGGAAACUUUUUAAAUAUUAUCAAAGAAAUAAAUAUCAAUAUACAAGAAUUAAGCGACACAUUUCAUGAAGAUUUUUAUGAUGAUGUGAUAGAAGCAAUAAAAACAAUGGGUAAACCAGACCCAAUAACAGGUUUGAUGACUGCUCCUUCUUCGGCUCAUAACAUGUUUUUUCUUAUUAAUAAUGUAGCUUCUGUAUAUGAGAUAAUGAUAGGAACAAAACAAGAAGUAAAACGAAAACAAGUACAAGCAUUUUUAAAUAAAUUUAAAAAAAUGUGGCACAGUUCCAUUGGUAACACUAUUGCUGAAACUAUGGCUAUAUAUAAAAGAAAUAAUAAAAAAGAAUUACCUGAUCAAAAAGACAUAUUCUGCUUGGUGAAAUUUUUAGAAAAUUAUAUAAACACAGCACAUCAAAAUUUAAAUAAAGAAUAUUCACAUAAAAGUUAUGAAAAUCUCAGGGAUGCAUUGGUGUCCUACUUGCACAUAACUAAUUGUAGAAGGUCUGGUGAAAUUGAAAUGUUACGAAUAGAUGACUUCAGUAAAAUUGAUUUCAAGGAUGAUAAAUGUCGUAUUGAAGUUCGUGGCAAGAGAAAAAAGCCUGUACCAAUAGUUUUCAACAAGAUGAUAUACAACUAUUUAAAAUGUCUGAUACGACUAAGACCAAAAGCUCAAAUUUUAAAAGAUAAUCCUUUUGUUUUUGCCACAAUCUUAGAUGUGAGCAAGAAAAACUUUUCAUUUGUAUCAGCUUGUAAUUUGAUGGCCAAAUUUGCAGAUUUAUGUGGGGCUGAGAAGCCAGAGACUUUGAGAGGAACAAGAUACCGAAUGCAGAUGGCUACUGAGAGUUUAAAAAAGGGUAUUGAUAAUCAUCAGCUUGAGAAACUCACUGCAUUCAUGGGACAUACUAAAGGAAUUCACUGCCAGAACUACAGACAAUCAGUUUUAGAACGAGACUUAGAAGUAGCAAAUAGUAUUAAUACAGUUCAGUCUUGUAAGUCAAUGGGCAAAGACAAACCUGAGCAGCAAAAAGAAAAUCAGUCGACAGAGGCAUUAUCUGAAUCAAAUUUAUUGGAUGAAGCCUGUGAUGAAUCAGCUCAACAGAAUCAAGAUCAACAUGAAUUAAAGAGCAGAGUUUCAGGUCUUAAUUCUUCUUCAGGUAAUACACAGGUUUCUUAA
Messenger RNA from Phymastichus coffea, 2364 nucleotides. RefSeq lists its product as uncharacterized. Gene Ontology annotation, biological process: DNA recombination; DNA integration. The coding region runs from base 1 to 2364 and encodes 787 amino acids. NCBI's taxonomy places the organism in Eukaryota, Metazoa, Arthropoda, Insecta, Hymenoptera, Eulophidae. The transcript has a single exon. Gene Ontology annotation, molecular function: DNA binding. The record is from RefSeq and is a predicted model, not a curated record.